AUGCUGAUUGUACAACGAGUGGCUCUUCGGAGAAGCGCAUCAACGUACAGCGGGCUCACGUCGGCACAUUUUAUGAAGAAGAAAACAAAUGAGCCAAUUUUGGAGUACAGGAAAGGAAGCAAAGAGCGUGCUGAUCUUGAAAAAGCACUAGAGCAUUACAGCAAGAAUGUGACUGAUGUCCCACUCAGAAUUGGAACCAAAAAGAUAAAAAACAAUUUGGAAAAGAAACAAGUUAUGCCAUCAGAUCAUCAGAGCACACUUGCCAGGUACACCUAUGCAACCAAAGAUCAAAUCAAUGAAGCGAUCGACGUUGCUCUUCAAGCACGCUCAGCUUGGGAAAAGAAAUCAUUAAAAGAGAGAGCCGACAUUUUAUUGCACGCCGCCGACCUUGCUGGAGGCAAAUAUCGCAUGAAAUUGAACGCGACGACAAUGUUGGGACAAGGAAAGAAUAUUGUGCAAGCCGAAAUCGACGCCGCGUGCGAGCUUAUUGAUUUCUUCCGUUUCAAUGCUGUCUUUGCGAGAGAACUUGAAGCUUAUGAACCCAUUUCCACGAAUAUCAGCAAAAAUACGAUGCACUACAGAGGAAUGGAGGGAUUUGUGGCUGCCAUUGCGCCUUUUAACUUCACCGCAAUUGGUGGAAAUUUGCCUACUGCUCCAGCUCUUAUGGGAAAUGUGUCGCUUUGGAAACCUUCGGAUACUGCUGUUCUCAGUAACUACAUUAUCUAUGAGCUCCUUGAAGAAGCUGGAAUGCCUCCCGGAAUCCUUUCUUUCCUUCCAUCAGAUGGCCCAGUAUUUGGAGACGCGAUCACAUCUUCUCCACAUUUGAGUGCAGUGAACUUCACUGGAUCCGUGCCAACUUUCAAAACGAUUUGGAAGAAAGUUGCUGACAACAUUGACAAAUACAUCACAUUUCCAAAAUUGAUUGGAGAAUGCGGUGGAAAAAACUUCCACUUUGUGCACCCGUCGGCUCAUAUUGAUGCCGUUGCUGCUGGAACAGCACGAUCUGCCUGGGAAUACUCAGGACAGAAAUGCUCGGCCUGCUCAAGAAUGUAUGCUCCGAAAUCGAAAUGGGAUGCGAUUCUGAAGAAGAUCACAGAAAUUCAUAAACAAAUCAAAUUGGGCGAUGUUCGCGAUGGAUCAAUCUUCCUAUCUGCUGUUAUUGAUGAUAAGGCAUUCACAAGAAUCAAGGCAUACAUUGAUUAUGCCAAGACUGGAGCCGAUGGAGCUAAAAUUGUUCUCGGAGGAGGAUGCGAUGACUCGAAGGGUUAUUUCAUCGAGCCCACACUUAUCACAGUAACUAACCCGAACAGCAAAUUGCUGACAGAAGAAAUGUUUGGACCUGUUGUCACUGUCUACGUCUAUGAGGAUAAGGAUGUUGAAAAGGUUAUGAACACGAUCAAGGAUGCGACACCGUAUGGACUGACUGGAGCGAUCUUCUCAGAGGAUAAAGAGUUCUUGUACAAAGCUCGAGAUGCCCUUCGCGACGCUGUUGGAAAUAUGUACCUCAAUGACAAAUCUACCGGUUCAAUCGUUGGUCAACAGCCAUUCGGUGGAGCUAGAAUGUCCGGAACCAAUGAUAAGGCUGGAGGACCACACUACGGGCUCCGAUGGACUUCGCCUUUAACCAUUAAGGAGACGAGCGUGCCACUUACCGAAUGGAGAUAUCCAUCUAUGGAUUAG
This is a messenger RNA of Caenorhabditis bovis, 1680 nucleotides long. The record is from the annotation of a GenBank genome assembly. NCBI's taxonomy places the organism in Eukaryota, Metazoa, Nematoda, Chromadorea, Rhabditida, Rhabditidae.